Ricinus communis (castor bean) is the source of this 1452-nucleotide messenger RNA. RefSeq names its product NAC domain-containing protein 92. The transcript is spliced from 4 exons. Gene Ontology annotation, biological process: regulation of DNA-templated transcription. The record is from RefSeq and is a predicted model, not a curated record. NCBI's taxonomy places the organism in Eukaryota, Viridiplantae, Streptophyta, Magnoliopsida, Malpighiales, Euphorbiaceae. The coding region runs from base 125 to 1150 and encodes 341 amino acids. Gene Ontology annotation, molecular function: DNA binding.
AGUGACCUCAGUACCUUGUAUGAGAAGAUCCAUAUUAGGUGAGAUCUUGAGAGACAUAACCUCUUAUUUUUUUCUCCCUUUCUUCUCUUAUCACAAGCUUAAUUAAAUUCCAGAUUUCUUGUGCAUGAAGAAUACGGGUGAGAAAAGCCAGAAGAAGAAAGCUAUGGAAGAAGAUGCAAAGGAUGGAAGUUUGCCACCAGGGUUUCGGUUUCACCCCACAGAUGAGGAACUCAUAACUUACUAUCUUAUAAACAAGAUAUCGGAUGCUAAUUUCACUGGCAGAGCCAUUGCUGAUGUUGAUCUCAACAAGUCCGAGCCUUGGGACCUUCCAGGGAAGGCAAAAAUGGGAGAAAAAGAGUGGUACUUCUUCAGUCUUCGAGACCGGAAAUACCCUACUGGAGUGAGAACAAAUAGAGCUACCAACACUGGCUACUGGAAGACCACAGGAAAAGACAAGGAGAUCUUCAACAGUGUUACUUCAGAGUUAGUUGGGAUGAAGAAGACGUUGGUUUUCUAUAGAGGAAGAGCACCCAGGGGAGAGAAAACCAACUGGGUCAUGCAUGAAUAUCGUAUUCACUCUAAAUCUGCCUUCAGAACUAGCAAGCAGGAUGAGUGGGUGGUUUGCAGAGUGUUCCAGAAAAGCGCAGGAGCUAAAAAGUACCCACCCAACCAAUCAAGGGCAGUGAAUCCUUACAGCCUUGAUAUGGGACCAAGCAGUAUACCAGCACAAAUGAUGCAGGCAGCAGAGAACUAUCAGUUCCCAGUUGGAAGAAACUACAUGAGUCAAGCAGAACUUGCAGAACUUACAAGGGCUUUCAGAGCUGGAGGAUCAAGUACUAGUGUAAAUCUACCACUUCAAUCCCAGAUGAACUACCCAGUUGGAGCAGGAGCUGGAUGCUUUACAAUAUCAGGGUUAAACUUGAAUCUUGGAGGGGCUGCUACACAACCCAUUUUUAGACCAAUGCAGCCCAACCCUCCUCCUGCUAUGAACCAACAGGAUGUUGCAUCUUCCAUGAUGACUAGUAAUACUUCUUUUGCAGCGGAGGCUGCUGGCUACGGUGCAGAAAUGAAUAAUGCAAAUGCCCCAAGCAGCAGAUUUAUGGGCGUCGAACAUUGCAUGGAUUUAGAUAAUUACUGGCCUUCUUAUUGAGGACAACUGAUUCAGUUGAGCAAAUAGACAAGCUUCUUAAUGUAGAACUAAUAUAUACAUAAGUACGUCUAGUUCCAAGAACUUUUAAAUUAGUUCUAAUGCACUGUGUUAGGUUUCCCACGGGUAAAAUACCCAGGUGCUAGACUGAUCUUUCAUGUUAGGGAUUCAGAUCCCUGAAUUUCAGCGUUUAAAAUUUUUUUUCCUUGUCUUUCAAAAUUGGCUUUGAUCAGAGUUGAACACUUUCUGUCAUCUAUAAAUUGUUGGGAAAAGAAAAGACAGAUCCCACUUUCUUUUUCUUGAAA